Molecule: messenger RNA, 2250 nt
Organism: Dissoconium aciculare CBS 342.82
Lineage: Eukaryota; Fungi; Ascomycota; Dothideomycetes; Mycosphaerellales; Dissoconiaceae
Product: DNA/RNA polymerase
Exons: 1
Coding region: 149-2140 (663 amino acids)
Biological process (GO): error-prone translesion synthesis
Cellular component (GO): nucleus
Molecular function (GO): damaged DNA binding; DNA-directed DNA polymerase activity
Source: RefSeq, a predicted model, not a curated record
GGUAACUCGAGUAUUCAUCACUACCCGUGUCCAACCAUGCGCUGUCAACCGGCUCCCUACAGUCCUUGAACAAGACUUUCGGCGAUCGUGACGCAACCGUUAGUGGUCGCACCCUUCCAGCAGAGCGAAGCUGAAUGACGAUGGCAACAUGGUCAUAUGUCAACCGGAUGCCGGCGAAGCCUCUUCUGUGUCGAAGCCAGAAGUGCCGGAUGGGCCAAAUGGAUCGUCAUCAUCACAAGAACAUCGCAGUCUGAAACACUCGCUCUUGGGUCCGAGUCUAUCCAAGGCAGGUCAAAAUGGUGUGAACUUUCGGCAGGUAAGCGAGAUAAUUUACGAAGCUUCCAAGGGCAGUAGAUUCUUCACCAACGAAGAGAACAAGGACAAAAACUUGACGGUGAAGAUCAACCGGAUUCUAGCGAAGAAACGCGAGCUUGAGCGUAUCGAGGCGCAAGGCGGUCUGAAGGGCGAGCAAAAGAAAGCGGACGAUUGUAUAACUGAAUCCGAAUGCAGUCGAGACCUUUCUCAGGUGAUCUUGCACAUCGAUUGCGAUGCAUUCUACGCUUCUGUAGAGGAACUGGAUAGGCCCGAGCUCAAGGAUCUUCCGUUCGCUGUUGGUGUUGGAGUGCUCACCACAUGCAACUAUGUUGCGAGAAAAUAUGGCUGUAGGAGCGGCAUGGCCGGAUUCGUCGCUGACAAGCUAUGCCCGCAACUCAUACAUUUGCCCUUGAACUUUGAGAAGUAUACAGCAAAGGCCAAGGAAGUUCGCGCAGUCUUGGAGCAGUAUGACCCUCGCUUCGAGAGUGCUAGUAUAGACGAAGCUUACUUAAAUAUCACACGAUACUGUGAGGAUCACAACAUGGACGCGGAAGCGGUUGUCCAGCAAAUGCGCCAGCAGGUAUUCGAGGAAACCAAAAUCACAGUCUCAGCUGGCAUUGCAGCCAAUGCGAAGCUGGCGAAGAUAUGCUCGAACCAAAACAAACCUAAUGGACAAUUUCGCUUGCCUGCUGAUCGCUCAUCCAUCAUGGCAUUCAUGCGAGAUCUACCAACUCGCAAAGUAAAUGGCAUCGGACGAGUCUGGGAGCGUGAACUAGACGCCAUUGGGGUCAAGACAUGUGGUGAUAUAUAUACACAACGACAAUACAUCAAUCGACUCUUUGGAGAAAAAGCUUUCAAGUUCCUCGUGAGCGUUUAUCUUGGACUCGGACGUACAGAUGUGCGACCCGCGGAGGAAUUCGAGCGCAAGAGUGUAGGGACUGAGAGCACGUUCCAUGACAUAUCAGACUUCAACGAGCUUCUACAAAAACUCAAACGAAAUGCCAAUGAGCUGGAAAAAGAUUUGGAAAGAACACAAUUCAAGGGUAGAACAUUGGUGCUGAAGAUCAAGUUGCACACGUACGAAGUCUUCACACGACAAGUUCAGCCUCCUAAGGCCGUUUACACGGCCGACGAUCUUUACAAUUACAGUUUACCUAUGCUCCAAAAGCUGAAGAAAGAAAUGCCCGAUAUGAAACUUCGAUUGAUGGGUCUGCGAUGCACACAUCUGGUCUCCACAAAGAAGAGCACAACGGAUUUCUUCGGAAGAUCUCGACAAGCUGGCGAGCUCAAAGGAGACUCGAAUCGUAGAAUCGAGGUGGGCGAGGAUGGCUGGCAGAAAUGGCCUGACAGCGAAUUUGAAGACGCUGCACGACAAGAAUUACAGGAUGAGAUGGAUGAGACACUGCGCCUCUCGCAAGCUUAUGAGGAGUCUGCCAAAGAAGAAGGGGAAGGUUCAAAUAACGCCGACUACCAAAGAUACGCAAAUGGCUUCGCAUGGCGCUCGCUACUUGAAACAGAAGCUGCAGCAGCUCGUACGAAUGAGGCAAGCUCAAAUGACCAGGUUCCGGAACGAUGGGACUGUCCUAUAUGUAGCAUCGCUCAACCGGCUUGUGAGUUGACCUUCAAUCAGCACAUUGAUACCUGCCUAUCGAGACGGACCAUCAGAGAAAUCGUUCAGGAUCCUCCGCAGUCCCUCACCUCAAGCAUUCCAACAACGAACGCCGGCUUGAACAAGAAGAAGCGCGGUAGACCAACAAGCUCUUCCACACACAAGUCUAGUGAGUCUAGCAUGACGAAAAAGCCGAAGAGUGCCUUUUUCUCUUGAUCCUGUACUUGCAGCAGUCAGGUCCACGGGACGCCCGAACCCGAUAUGUGAACGACACAAAUUAUGGUGUACACGACUUCUACGGCCAUUCUUCAUUUCCUGCAUGUCUG